AAACUGGAAUUGACUUUGCAAAGACUCCUUGUCUUGCAUACGGAUUAAAAUAUAGAUUUUCCUUGCAAAUACGAUGGCGAAUAUGGUUUUGAAUGUGAUGGUUUUGUUAUUCGUAUCUUGUUUGGCGCGCUGCGAGGCUUUUGAUGUGCGGAACGAAAUUGAAGCGCGAGGCAAAGGGAAAAAGAUCGCGCUGUAUGUUUAUUUUGCGGAUCUGGUAAUCAAGAAGCUCUUCAUCCUCAAGCUGAUCUACGCGGUGGUGUUCUGGAUCGUGAUCCACAAAGCCGGCUACUUCCUCUCCUGGUUUGUGGGCUAUCUGAAGGAAUACAAGAAAACCCAUGAACAUUAUGCGCCACAUUACUAUGGACAUUACGGGCCUUAUAGAAAAAUGAGUGGGCCUUACAGAAGAGCGAAUGGGCCUUAUAGAAAAGAGAGUGGGCCUUAUAGAAAAGAGAGUCAUGGAAUGGUUUGA
Molecule: messenger RNA, 469 nt
Organism: Maniola jurtina (meadow brown)
Lineage: Eukaryota; Metazoa; Arthropoda; Insecta; Lepidoptera; Nymphalidae
Exons: 2
Coding region: 74-469 (131 amino acids)
Source: RefSeq, a predicted model, not a curated record